CGUGGGUGCUAGGUUAUCCAUAUGCUUUCCCUUUCGAAUCCUCCUAUUGACAAAUCCUGCCUCCAAUUAGGUAAACAAUGAGUUCACGGGGGUUCAGGACAUCUCUGAUUGACUCUGAAACACCUACUCCAUCUUAUUCUACCAUCGAUAGAAGUUCUUCGGUGGAUUUGGCCCAGGACGACUCCAAAAACAAUCCAAGGAGAAUGAUAAACAUUGCUUCUUGUCCAGAGUCACCAGAUCUGGAACAACUACCAUACCAGUUCUUUCGUGAGAAUAACAGACUUGUUUCGAAAGAGGGUAACCUUAAAGUCAAAUCUACUAAUGUUCCUAAAAAGCUAAGGUUGUACCUUCGGGAGGACUUAUUUACUACUAUGAUUGACAUGAAAUGGCACUGGGUUAUCCUUCUGUUCUGUGUGUCAUAUAUCCUGUCAUGGGUUCUGUUUGGGACGAUUUGGUGGCUUAUCGUGCUUUCAAGGGGAAAAUCCGUUUGCUUCACAGACGUUGACGACUGGACAACUGCCUUCCUGUUCUCCAUUGAGACACAACAGACAAUCGGCUACGGCUCACGUACUAUUACUUCCAAGUGUGCCGAGGCCAUCAUCACCCUGCAAGUCCAGUCUAUAGUUGGUGAUAUUAUUGAUGCCUUUAUGCUUGGUCUCACCUUUGCCAAGCUUUCACGCCCUCGUGAGCGUGCACGCACCGUCAAGUUCUCACGUUAUGCUUCUAUCUGUUUACGUGAUGGCAAGAUGUGUCUGAUGUUCCGAGUCGGAGAUGUACGUAAAAGUCAGAUCGUAGAAGCUCAUAUCCGCGCUCAACUGUUCCGUUACUUGGAAACAAGUGAAGGCACGAGUAUGCCGUUCUACCAACAGGAUUUACGGCUGUGUUACGACUGGCGGAAUUGCGAUCGUGAUGAUAAUAGGAACCACAUUUUUCUGUUAAUGCCGUUGGUUGUCAUGCAUAUCAUUGACGAACGCAGUCCGCUGUACCAUAUCACUGCAGACAAGCUCAGACAUACAAAAUUCGAGAUUGUCAUCGUGCUUGACGGAAUCGUAGAAGCGACGGGCAUGAAUACCCAGCCAAAGACGUCAUAUCUGAGCCAGGAGAUCCUCUGGGGACACGACUUUCUCCAAGUUGCCGAUCAAAGUCCAUUUGACGUGCAGUACUAUGCGUCCGACUACUCCAAAUUCGACGACAUGAAAAAGGUGGCCAUGCCAGACCUCUCUCCAUUUGAGUACUACCAACAACACCCUCUUCGAGACGAGAAUGACACGUCACUGCCCAACUUGUACAUAUGAUGAGAAACAUGACAAGACCUUUAACAUCCAGGGGCGGAUCUAGCUUUUCGCUAUAGGGGGAGGGGGGGUUGCUCAGUGACAAAGGGGGAGGGGGUAAUUAAAUAUGGCUUUCUGGUAGCCUGAAGGGAGGGGGGGGGGGGUUAAACUCAGUGACAAAGGGGGAAAUUACAUAUGGCUUUCUGGUAGCCUGAAGGAGGGGGGGUUGCUCAGUGACAAAGGUGGAGGGGGUAAUUACAUAUGGCUUUCUGGUAGCCUGAAGGGGGGGGGGGUUAAACCUCCUAAACCCUCCCCCUAGAUCCGCUACUGACAUCGUACUAUUUUAAGAGGUUCGGUGCCCUUAUAACUGGUCUUUAAUUACCAUAAUGCCUUUUAGAUAAGGAAGUCAAAAUAUUUUUGUACAAGAUGCUUAAAAACGUUUAUAUAUCAUACGGUAGUGGCUAAUGACAACUUAAACGAAGCUGUGGUCAUCCAUAUAAAAAAGAACACGCAAGGAUCAUGCAAUCAAGUAUUAUUAUCCCAGAAGUGAUCAUUUUAUAGAAACUUUUAAUAAUUCUGGAUUCUUAAUAUUUAUAUUAUGAUAUCGUUUUACGAUUAUUCUACAUAUCAAUAGUUGAUAUCAAUAUGCUCUCGUUUGUCAUAUUAAAUAAGUAUUACAAUGUUUAAAAAAACAUAUUGACACGUUU
Molecule: messenger RNA, 1978 nt
Organism: Nematostella vectensis (starlet sea anemone)
Lineage: Eukaryota; Metazoa; Cnidaria; Anthozoa; Actiniaria; Edwardsiidae
Product: inward rectifier potassium channel 2
Exons: 5
Coding region: 78-1295 (405 amino acids)
Biological process (GO): regulation of monoatomic ion transmembrane transport; potassium ion import across plasma membrane
Cellular component (GO): plasma membrane
Molecular function (GO): inward rectifier potassium channel activity
Source: RefSeq, a predicted model, not a curated record